AUGUCUUCCUCCAAAAUAACUCAACACUUUCGUGGGACCAUUUUUCUAACUCCCUUCGUUAACCGUCGAGUACGACUCCUUCAGUCGCCGAGUCUUAUGUUGAGGAACUUGAGACCUUAUGCAACUCCUCACCCUCCCCCCACACGUCUCCCAAGAGUCUACAUUACUGCUAUAUCGGCAAAUAUAGUUGUAAUCGGCCAUAUUGGUCUUAUAUCAAUGGACCUUCUACAUGCUUGGUACCGAAACGGACGUAAAAAACGUCUUCUCAACGAAACAAAUGCCUUAAAAGAAUUUUUCUACCCUAUGAAGAAAACUACGCUGACAAGGAUUACAUCGAGUGGAAUUGGGCAUGGAGUUAUAUACGUUAAUGUUCCAGAAAACUUGAUAAGUUUGGUGACGAAUUUGGAAGUGACCUUAAUUUUACAUUCGAGGAACAGAUUUCUUUUACAGGACAACUUGCACAAAAAUCUUGGUACAACCAAAAAUGAAUUAAAGGAUCCCAAGUGGGUAAGAGCUAUGGAUGCCUUUAAUCGUGCUUCUGCUGUAUACAAAAAGAAAUACGGAAAACCACCGGCUAUUGUUUAUGACAACAUCAGUCAAAUAGUUAACGAGAAUCCAAAAAUUCUUGAUGUUCUUCAAGAUGACGCUAAAAAGAAUGCCGAUGGCAGAAAGUACAUCGCAGUGUUUGUCAGUAGCGAAGGAAGUGAGAAAUCAAUGGAUUAUCAAGUCAAUAAGUGUGGGAUCAAGACCGUAAAAGGAGACAGGAUCAAUACCACAGAAGCAGAGAAAUUAUACGAAUUAGUUGAUAAUUUCCUUCUUACUAAACAGUCCUUUGAAGAUCAAUCAUAUUACGAAGCAGGAAAGGGUGCUAUCAAGGCUUUGUUGGAUUCCAAUCAAGAAAUCGACUAUAUGUCAUUUCAGAAAUUUUUUAAUAAUCAUGAGGAAGCUAAUGAAGUCUUGGAUACCAAUAUAUAG
Messenger RNA from Acaulospora morrowiae, 975 nucleotides. The record is from the annotation of a GenBank genome assembly. Lineage: Eukaryota; Fungi; Glomeromycota; Glomeromycetes; Diversisporales; Acaulosporaceae.